AUGUUCUAUCAGUGGGAACAGCACCCGAACCUGGAUAGGCGGCAUCGUCCACGCACGCGCAACGGAUGCCUGACCUGUCGGCGGCGCAAAGUUCGAUGUGAUGAAAAACGGCCCGACUGCGGGCAUUGCAGCCGCCUGCAGCUAGACUGCUUGUGGCAGCAGGAGACAGGUCUGCGACCGGGCGUGCGGACGAAGAAAGUACGCCAGCGUCUACCGCAACAGCUCCAAACCGAGUCGCCUGAACUGGUUGAGCCUUCCACAGCCAUCACAAAGGCCUCUUCGCCGUCGACCGUCGAGGCCGUAGUUUCGACGGCAGAGGUUCUUCCCAGUGAUGAUCCUAGCAUCAAUCGCAUCUUCAACUAUGCAAGUUUCAUGUGGGAUGACUAUUCGCCUACUGCUUUAUCCCCUAGCUGGGACAGCCUCGGCCUGACCUCCUCCCAGGAGCUGGUCCCCUGGCCUGAUACCUCUCUUUCCAUGUCAGCGUCAAUCCCGAUGAUCUGUGCAAGCUCCAUCGCAGACAAUGACGUUCUGGUUGAACGACAACCAAGACUCAACACGAUGGCAUCUCCGACCGUUGCCAUCGGUUGGAGUGAGUCUCAGCUAGCCGAGUACUUUGCUCGUUCGGCAGCACCGCCGAUUCUAGCUACUGUCGAGACCACGGCGCGCUGGUUCUGGAUGCGAAAGCAAUUGACCUCGAUGACGUCGACCUCGCUCAUGGUGAAGUUUGGUGUCAUUGCCUUUGUUGCUUUGGAACUAGAGUCCGCGGGCACCUUGGAGUCAGCAACAUACACCCAAUACUAUCGUAUAGCCAAAGAGAGAUUGGAAGAUUGUUUGAGGGAGAUUGGCCGUGACAGGAAAAUCAUUUUAUCGCAGCUACGACACAUUCUCGCAGUGCUCUUCUUGCUGUCGUACAUUGACCUUCUGACAAAAGACGUGUCCAAGGCGCAUGCCAAUCUCCGAGAGGGAUUCCAUGCGUUGCAGAUGGUGGAUAUUGAAUCCCUCAGUGUGACUGAAAAACGGCUUCUCUCGUGGCUACGGCUUCUCGAUGCACGAGCCGUCAGUGCCGGGGGCGACGGCCUGUUUCUCACCGAAGAGGACAGUACGAUCAACACGGACCUGCGAUCUCCUGACAGCUCUAUCGCCGAUGUUGAUCCUGGGCUGGACGAUGCCGAAGCAGCCUUGGAAGAUUUCAUCAUGCGGCCAGCGUUCGUUUUCUUCCAGAAAGUUCAGCUUUUCAUGGGCCGGAUCACCAAAAUUGACCCCUGGCAUCGACGCCGAGGAACGGUCGAAGAUGAAACGGAGACCAUGGUUAUUGCAGCUGCAAUCAGUCGAGACAUCAAAUCUCUGUGGCAGCAGCGACCGCCGCUGAUGGACCAUGCUGUAGCGGGGAAACUUGCAACCUUGUUGGCCCCCAACUUGGCAGAAACGAUUACCCGGACCAUGAGGGUGUACCAUGCCAACUACUAUGCCUCCUUCAUUCAUUUGCAUCGUGUGGCAUACAAAACUCUCCCACGCACCACAGACGUUACAGAUGCGAUGAAUGAGAUCCGACAAGUUACUAAAAUGAUUCUGGAGAGCCCUUGGACAUCCUCCCCUCAGGCGAUUUCAGCGAUUAGUACCCCAUCUGCUUCGGUAACGACUUUGCCCUCGCUCCCCGUCAAUAUGCUGUGGCCUUUGUUGAUGCUAGGCGUUGAAGUCGAGGACCCAGAGGAGCGUACGUGGGUUAUAUCUUGCAUCAGGGGAAUGGAGAACGUUGCCUCCAAUGCCGGCAUCACGGCUGAUGUUCUCCAAGAAGUUACUCGGCGACAGGAUGAAACGAAGCACCGAGUUGAUAUCAGAAAAGUGAUGCACGAGACGUUUGAUCGUGCUUUUGCUAUCGUAUAA
This is a messenger RNA of Penicillium canariense, 1884 nucleotides long. Its product is annotated as Zn(II)2Cys6 transcription factor. The transcript has 4 exons. The coding region runs from base 1 to 1884 and encodes 627 amino acids. Gene Ontology annotation, biological process: positive regulation of transcription by RNA polymerase II. NCBI's taxonomy places the organism in Eukaryota, Fungi, Ascomycota, Eurotiomycetes, Eurotiales, Aspergillaceae. Gene Ontology annotation, molecular function: transcription cis-regulatory region binding; DNA-binding transcription factor activity, RNA polymerase II-specific; zinc ion binding. Gene Ontology annotation, cellular component: nucleus. The record is from RefSeq and is a predicted model, not a curated record.